AACCUAUAAACCCUCGUUGCUUUCGUUGGUAACGAUUGAGCUGCGCAGAAGCGGGUAGAGAGAGAAAGACAUGAUGGCUCAACAACAGUGCCAGAUCGACCUCGGCAAUCUCAUGGCCUUCGACCCCCAUCACAACUUCCCAUCUAUUCCCUCUUCCAGGGAGGAGCUAGUGAGAGAAUGCCUACAAGAGGGCACUAAGUUAGUUCAAGCAAUUGCAGACGCUGUUUUCAACCUACCUUCAACUGAAGAUCCAGGUGGCCCCAUUGUCAAGUUGCCUCCAUCAACAACAAGAUUGCCCAGAGAGAAGCCUCUGCCAAAGCGUAAACCUCCAACAAAAUGGGAAGUGUUCGCCAAAAAGAAAGGUAUACUAAACCGCAAAAAAGACAAGCUUGUGUUUGAUGAACAAACUGAUGCUUGGAAGCGCCGCCAUGGCUAUGAUCGUGUAAAUGAUGACAAAGAUAUACCCAUCAUCGAGGCGAAGAUGACUGAUGUGCCAGGAGAGGAUCCUUUUGCUAAGAGACGAUCCGAGAAGAAGCAGCGAGUUGAAAAACAAGAGAAGAAUCGAUUGCAGAAUUUGAAACAAGCUGAGAAAGUUGGUGCCUUGCCAAGCCACGUUCAACUUGCUGCCAGAGCCUUACCCAUAACAGGAACUCAAGCAGCACCUAGGAAAGUAAGUAAAGAAGAACUACAAAAUGUAGCUGGAAUGGCAGCAACUGCAACAGCUAGUGGUGGGAAAUUUGACAAGAAGUUACCAGGAGAAAAGCCACCAAAACAUGAAAAGAAGUUUCGCAAGUUUCUUCCAGUCGCGGAAGGGUCGGGAAUGGGCUCACUAGAGAAGCAGCAAACUGAUAAAAUUCUGAACAAGUUAAUCUCCAAGAAUUCCCAUGAGAUACUCAAUGUUGAGAAGGCUGUUAACAUGUAUAAUGUGAAGAAGGAGAAGAGAAGAAAGAAUCAACCAGGGAAGUCUUCAACCUCAAGCAAGUUGAAAACACAGAAGAAGCCUUAUAACAAAACAUCGAAGAAAGGAUCUUCAAAUAAAGGGAAGUCAAAAUAAAAUCCUGUCUUUCUAACUAUGUUGUAUCCUAAAGUUUUGUAUUAGGUACCAAGUUUAUCAAUUAAUUAGGAUGAUGAUAUUUCUACAUAUUUUUGUGGGCAUAAAGCUUAUUGUGAGCUUUAAUUUUAUGAGCCACUCUUUCUUGAUGUAGCGUGAAACAAUGUGAGAUCCAUUUGGAACAAAAUUCUGAUUUAUUUGCA
Molecule: messenger RNA, 1254 nt
Organism: Cornus florida
Lineage: Eukaryota; Viridiplantae; Streptophyta; Magnoliopsida; Cornales; Cornaceae
Product: ribosome biogenesis regulatory protein homolog
Exons: 8
Coding region: 71-1054 (327 amino acids)
Biological process (GO): endonucleolytic cleavage in ITS1 to separate SSU-rRNA from 5.8S rRNA and LSU-rRNA from tricistronic rRNA transcript (SSU-rRNA, 5.8S rRNA, LSU-rRNA); ribosome biogenesis; ribosomal large subunit export from nucleus
Cellular component (GO): preribosome, large subunit precursor; nucleolus; nucleus
Molecular function (GO): protein binding
Source: RefSeq, a predicted model, not a curated record